This is a messenger RNA of Dendrobium catenatum, 3921 nucleotides long. RefSeq names its product filament-like plant protein 4. The transcript is spliced from 6 exons. The record is from RefSeq and is a predicted model, not a curated record. NCBI's taxonomy places the organism in Eukaryota, Viridiplantae, Streptophyta, Magnoliopsida, Asparagales, Orchidaceae. The coding region runs from base 311 to 3475 and encodes 1054 amino acids.
ACAACGUCUGGCUUUUAUGGGUUGCACCUAACGCAAAGCUUGUUAGAGAGCCCGCUUCGCGCUCUCUUUCUCUCUCUCUCUCUCUCUCUCUCUCUCUACUUGGUACAGUUCAGUUCUCACGCUUCGCACUCUGAGCGAGCUAUGCGCCUCAGCUGAUCGAGUUUGACUUGGCAGCGGAAAAGAAAGAGUAGAGAGAGAGGCAGAGUUCUUGUUCUUAUUCUCUUGUAUCAUUCAAUCUCGUUGUGGGAAAACGAAAUCAGCUUGAGGAAUUCGAGUAUCGUUAGCUGCAUUUCAUCCGUUGAUACAUGCGAUGGAUCGGCGCAGUUGGCCUUGGAAGAAGAAGGCAUCUGAUAAGACAGCAGUUUCAACUGAUACUGUCGUUGCAUCCUUUCCUAAUUCAAAUGGACAUCAAAAAGAGAAGGAUGAUGCAAAGAAUGAAAAGUUUUUACAAAUUACUAUGGAGUCGUACACACAUCUUACUGGAUUGGAAGAUCAAGUCAAGGCCUUAAAUGAAAAGCUGAUAUCAGCACAAUCAGAGAUGUCUGCAAAGGACGAUCUAGUGAAGCAGCAUGCCAAAGUUGCAGAAGAGGCAGUCUCAGGAUGGGAAAAGGCUGAGAAUGAAGCUUUAGUUCUGAAACAACAACUUGAAUCUGUCACAUCGCUGAAGAUUGCUGCUGAAGAAAGAGCACUCCAUCUUGAUGGUGCUCUAAAGGAGUGCAUGAAACAAAUACGAAAUGUGAAGGAAGAAAGUGAACAAAAGUUACAUGAUGUGGUGUUUACGAAUACAAAACAGUGGGAAAAAGUCAAGGCUGAGUGUGAUGUGAAAAUCACCGCUUUUGAGCAAGAGCUACAAAAUGCAUUAGCUGAAAAUUCAGCACUUUCGAGAUCACUUCAAGAACGAUCUAGUUUGCUGAUGCAAGUUAGUGAAGAAAAAUCUCAGGCUGAGGCUCAAAUUGAAGUACUUAAUAAUGAUAUACUUUCAUGUGAAAGGGAAAUAAAUUCAUUGAAGUAUGAAUUUCAUGUCAUCACCAAAGAGCUGGAGAUUCGCAACGAAGAAAAGAACAUGAGUAUGAGAUCCACCGAAGUUGCAACCAAGCAACACUUGGAGGAUGUCAAAAAGAUUACAAAGCUAGAAGCUGAAUGCCAAAGGUUGCGAGGCCUUGUCCGAAAGAAACUACCAGGACCUGCUGCAUUAGCUCAAAUGAAACUAGAAGUUGAAAAUCUAGGCAGAGAAAAUGGGGAAAACAGGUUGCGGAGGUCUCCUGUGAACAGUUCUAGUCCUUACCAUAUUUCACCUUCUGAGUAUGCCUUGGAAAGUGUUCAGCAGGUUCACAAAGAUAAUGAGUUCCUCACUGCGAGAUUGUUAGCCAUGGAGGAAGAAAUGAAGAUGCUUAAAGAAGCCUUAUCAAAGCGCAACAAUGAGCUGCAGGCAUCAAGAAAUUUGUGCGCUAAACAAGCAAAUAAGCUUCGUAGCUACGAAACACAUAUGCUAGUUCUAAACCAACAAAAAGCAACUUCUAAACCACCUAUUGAUUGCCAUUUUGAAAAUGGAAGUAACUCACCUGGCUUGACCUCCAUAUCUGAAGAUGUUUUUGAUGAAAAUGGAAGUUAUUCAGGGUCUUUGUCUACUGCAUUAAUCUCAGAGUUCUCGCAUUUGAAGAAAGAGAAAAGUAUUGACAAAGCUCAUGUCGGUGGAAACUCAAAUCAUUUGGAACUUAUGGAUGACUUUUUAGAGAUGGAGAGAUUAGCAUGCUUAUCAACAAAGAACGGUGGUGAUAGCAACAUGGCUAAUGGUUUUAAAACUAAAAAUGCUGAGCCUAUCUCUUUGGUUUAUUCUAAAAAUGAAGGGGAUGGUAAGGAACAGAAAUGUGGAGAUCCUGAAUUAUUGAUGAAUUUGCCCACAGAACAUGCUUCAAAUGAAAAUCAGCUUCCGCACCUGAAACUUAAAUCAAGAAUAACUUGCAUAUUUGAGUCUCAAGCCCAUGACUCUACGAUGAAAAAUAUUAUAGAAAAUAUUAUGUAUGUUAUUCAGGAUGCACAGGAAGAGUUGCUUAAAGAAGAAAAUUUAUCAACAGCUAACUUGACUGAGCAAAAGUAUUGCCAUAAUGAUAUUCUGAAAAUUACAGCUGAUGGACCAUCUUUAAACCAAGUUGUCAAUUCAUGCUCUAAAGUUAAACACGUUGUUGACCAGCAAUUGAAGGAUGCCAUUUCCCAUAUUCAUGAAUUUUUUCUUUCAUUAGUUAAAGAUGCUGCAGAAACUCAAAAUAGUUCUGAUGAAUUUGUAGGUAUAGGUAAGAAAAUUGAUGAGCUUUCUGCCUCUGUAGACAGGAUAAUGUGUACAGAAGUAUGUCUGUAUGAUUUCAUUGUGGCUCUAUCGCAUGUACUAUGUGAAGCCAUUGAUCUUGGGUAUAAAAUUCGGAUAGUGAAGGAAAAUGAAGGGGAAAGUAAUAAUUCAGAUUGCAUAGACAAAGAAACUUUAUUAGAGAAUAAUGUGACUCAGCAUGGUCCAAUGAAAGAAAGCCCGUCAAGAUCUUCUUCGGUGGUUCCUGAUUCGUCCUUCAGUGCAGAAUUUGAAGGGUCCAUUGGUGUUGGAUUCGAAAUAAAGACCACAACACCAUCGCUCUCUCAGGUUAAUUUUGAGCGCUUGAAAUUGGAGAAAGAAAAAAUGGAGGUGGAUUUUGCUAAUUGCAAGGAAAUGCUAAGCCAAACAAGUUUUACUUUAGUAGAAACUGAGAAGCAACUUUCAGAGCUUAAAUCAGAGCUAGCUUCUUGUCAGAAGUCAAACAGUUUUGCUGAGACUCAGUUGAAGUGUAUGGUUGAAUCAUAUAAGAUUUUGGAAUCCCAAAAAGAAGAACUAGGGGCUGAAUUAGACCUUCUGCAUGCAAAAGCUGAAACUUUGAACAAUGAGCUGCAGGAGGAAAAGCAUUGUCACCAAGAAGAUAUCGCUAAAUACGAAGAACUUAAAGAGCAGAUAGAACGGAACAUGAAGUGGUCAACAUGCUCAUUACCUUCAAGUGUAGAUAAUUCAAAGACCCAACAGGAAAUAGAUAUAGCUGCAGCUGCAGAGAAGCUAGCUGAAUGCCAGGACACUAUUUUUCUUCUUAGCAAACAACUGCAAUCAAUGCGUAGUCCGGCAGAACCAAUGGACUCUUCUCCGAACCGGAGACCGCGGCUUGGUGAUGUCAUGAAAGAUGAAAAAGAUGCAGGUACCUUGAACACUCAAGGCUUGUUGUAUGGCCUGCAGCUUUCAGAUCAAGGGGACCAAACAUUGCAAACUGGCGGAGAGUCUCCAUUAAAUCCAUACAACUCCCGCAUGAGCCAAUCUGACUCAGAGCCAAGCCCCUUCACUAAGUCACCUAUCAGCACAAAACACCAAAGUAAUAAGAGCCAUAGGUCAUCUUCUUCAUCAUCUGCAGGAGAGAAACUAGGCCGAGGAUUUAGCAGAUUCUUCUCCAGAGAUAAGAACGAGCAGUAAAUCAUUAUAAACUUCUUCCAAAGGAAAACAAUCCGUGACUCAUUUAAAUUGGUCCCAAGUAGUGAAGUAAUAAGAAGCUUGUGGAAUAAAAGUUGGCUUUGAAGUCCAGCGAUUUUUGAGUGGAAAGAAGAAUAAUUGUUUACUUUGUAAAUUCUUCGCUGUUGAUUCUGUUUGAUAAUGCUGGGCUGCUUGCUGCCACCAUUGCUGGGUUCUUAAAUUGCCUUGUUGGUUGCUACGAGAUGGGCCUGACUUCCUGGAGGUCUUAUUAUUUUUUCAUAUAUAGAAGGCUAUCUUUUGUUUUGAAUUUCGCCAUAUAGAAUGUAUUCAAUGUUUUUUUUUCUUUUUAAAUAUUCAGUUGUUACUGUACAGUAAACAUAAGAAUUGUUCUCUAUGGUGUUCUUUGUUUUGCUAACAUUUUGUUAAUAAAAUGUGUUCAUGUUAUUUCA